ACUUAUUUUGAAGUAGCCUUAAGAAGAGAAACAUUCUUUAAAUUAAUUUUCUUUUUAACUAAAAAGUUUUUAAAAUUUAAAAACUUUCCACUCUUUAAAAAUGGAUCUUAUAUUAGCUGGUUUAGUAGUUACAUUGUUUUUUAUAUUAGUUUUGCCUUUAUUCAAAUUGUAUGGUAAAAACAAGUUUAUUCACAAGUGUAUUGAUGUUCUGCCUGGGGAUAAAUGGUACCCUUUAGUCGGUUCUUCUUAUAGUCUUCUAAGAACUCCAGUCGAAGACAGAUGGGAUGCCAUGAGCCAGAAACAUUCCAUAUUCGGACCAAUUUACAGAUCUUGGUACGGCCCCAAGCCGAGUGUGCACAUAUACAAACCAGAGCACAUUCAGAAACUUCUGAAAAGUCAGACACAAAUUUACAAAGGCAAAAACUACCAGGCAUUCACAUCGUGGUUAGGUCAGGGACUUAUGUUAGGAGGAGGUGAUUAUUGGAGAAGACAUAGAAAAAUCAUAAGACCAGCUUUCUAUGCAGCUAUUCUUGACUCAUACAUGGACAUUUUUAUAAAACACGCAGAGAAUGUUGUCGAUGUUUUGGACAAACACGUCGGAGAUGAUUGCGUCGACAUUUUCCCUUACUUAAAUCAGUGCGCCUUAGAUAUCAUUGCUGAAACAGCUAUGGGCGUUAAAAUAGAUUUUCUCAAGAAUCCAAGUUCCGAAUAUCCUCAAGCUAUUACAAAUUACGCACUUUUGGCUGUUAAAAGGAUGUUCCACCCAAUUGGACAAAAUGAGUUUUUGUAUGGACUAACUGAAGAUGCGAAACAUAUGAAAAUGAACUUGGAUAUUAUACAGAAGUUCAACAAAAAAAUUAUUGCUGAUAGAAAGUUACUAUACCAGCAGAACAAAGCGGAUGAAUUCCAUGACUCUGAUAGUAAGAAAAACCUGACUUUCUUGGACUUAUUACUUUCUUACCAAGAAUCGGACAAUUUCACAGAUGAAGAAAUUGCAGAGGAGGUAAACACAUUCAUGUUUGGGGGUCAAGAUACUACAUCGCUUACUGUAACAUACACUUUACUAGCAAUAGGAAAUCAUCCUCAUGUGCAGAAACGUCUUCAGGAAGAAAUUGACAGUAUAUACAAUGGACAAGAAAGACCCGUUACAUCAGAUGACUUCAGCAAAAUGGAAUAUAUGGAGAGAGUUAUCAAGGAAACCCUCAGAGCCUAUAAUUUCGUCCCUUACAUAUCCAGAAGUUUGGUUGAAGAUAUUGAAAUAGAGGGUCUAGUGAUUCCAAAAGAUGUCUCUGUUGUCGUAUCUUUAUACGAUCUACACCGUGAUCCAGAUAUAUAUCCAGAACCCGAGAAAUUCGAUCCCGAUAGAUUUUUACCGGAAAUAUCAGCCAAAAGACAUCCCUAUGCUUAUAUCCCCUUCAGUGCAGGACCUAGAAACUGUAUAGGUCAAAACUUUGGAAUGAAAAACGCCAAAACCGUGAUAACGUACAUACUGAGAAGGUACAAUGUAACAUGUUUAGAAAAACCAGAAGAUAUAAAAAAAUCUUACGAAAUUGUUCUCAAACCGCAAAGCGGUUUAAAGGUUAGGUUAGAAAGAAGACACUAAAAACUUUGUAUAGCUAUGUAUUCAAUAGAUUCUACCCAAUGACUAAAGAAUACAUGGACUAACACUCGAGACCAAAUUGUUGCCCUACAUCCAAACAGUGCCGUGGCGCAUAUUUUUCUUACCUUAGCUGCUUGAAUAGAUAUUUAUAUUUUUAAUAAAUGUUUUGACUACGCCUAUGGUGCAUUCGGUGGUAUCAUACUAAUUAAUUACGAAAAAAACGUAUUAAAAACAAAAUGUACAAAACUAGUAUCGACGUAUAGCAUAUAUCAGUACAUAUAAUAGAAAAAUAAUUAUCGAAUUCAAUAAGAAAACUAGUGGCCUGUUGGAGUGGACUGUUUAUUUACCUAUGAAACGUAACUCCCGGCUCUUUCUUAUCACUGCGGCUUUUACACUUAAAAGCUGAACAACUAAUCGCCAUUGUAAUAAAGUUUAUACAAAGUUCACUACACACAAACUAUUAAAAAUCGCUAAAAUUGUCGAUGAUGACCAGCUGAUGACUAACAAAUUUUGCUGCAGCCCGUAUAUGAGCGUCACGUAUUAUUUAGUCAUUGAUUCUACCGCACGAUCGAAAAUAAAAAAGGCAUCGAGUUUUUUGGAAUGACGAUAGAUGAAAUUGAUUAUAUAAUUUUACCUAAUAUACCUAAAA
This is a messenger RNA of Sitophilus oryzae (rice weevil), 2249 nucleotides long. Its product is annotated as cytochrome P450 4C1-like. The transcript has 11 exons. Bases 101 to 1603 code for a protein of 500 amino acids. NCBI's taxonomy places the organism in Eukaryota, Metazoa, Arthropoda, Insecta, Coleoptera, Curculionidae. Gene Ontology annotation, molecular function: iron ion binding; monooxygenase activity; oxidoreductase activity, acting on paired donors, with incorporation or reduction of molecular oxygen. The record is from RefSeq and is a predicted model, not a curated record.